AUGCUUUUCAGAGCAGCACUCAUUUUCCUGCAGGUCCUCGCCUCUGCGGUCCUCCUGUCCAAGGCACAUCCCGAGGACGAGAUCAAGGAGGCGAUAACGGUGGAUGAUGACCUCCUGGAAAGUGCCCUUUCUGCUGCAGACAUAUCAGAGGAGCCUGCAGACAUUAAUGCAGGGAAUACACCGGUUAUAAGGCCUGCUGGAUUCAGAAGACGGUGGAGACGGAUUUGGCGAAGAGUUGAAAACGCAUGGAGACGAAAUCAAGACAUUGUGAAACCGGUCGUUGUAGGCAAGCUGGUUGGUGGUGCUAUUGCUGCUGCAUAG
Messenger RNA from Dibothriocephalus latus, 321 nucleotides. The record is from the annotation of a GenBank genome assembly. NCBI's taxonomy places the organism in Eukaryota, Metazoa, Platyhelminthes, Cestoda, Diphyllobothriidea, Diphyllobothriidae.